This is a messenger RNA of Ostreococcus tauri, 1464 nucleotides long. RefSeq names its product unnamed product. The transcript has a single exon. The record is from RefSeq and is a predicted model, not a curated record. Bases 1 to 1464 code for a protein of 487 amino acids. NCBI's taxonomy places the organism in Eukaryota, Viridiplantae, Chlorophyta, Mamiellophyceae, Mamiellales, Bathycoccaceae.
AUGACGGCGGUGAACGUGAAGCGGGCGACGAAGCGCGUGGUCGGAACGUCAAAGAAAUGUGGAUGCAAGAAACAGUACGUAUUCAGCGAAUUAAACUCAGACGCCAUUCGGAUUGUUUCGCCGCAGACGGUCAGCGUGGGUGAUUUAGUGCGAGUAUCGUGGGAUCCGGCGGAGUCACACUGCGCCGCUUGCGCCCGCUCGCAGUCGGUGGUGAUGCUGCGAACAACGCGAGCAAUAUUGCAGAGGAUGAUCGCACAGCAUCCAACGUAUACCACGCACAAGAUUCAAGAAUGCUGGCGUGAGCACGUCAAGAAGUAUCAGAUGCUUUGGACGCUGGUGAAGGAAACAUUUCAGGAUGACGAUGCCUGGGACAAAGCAUACACGAGCGUUUUGAAAUUCUGUGACCAUAAGCAGAAAGAAAUAGAUAAACAAUUCGGUGAUGCGUCGUGGACGACGUGGCGAUCCUUUCGAAAUUACUUGGAGACGCAAUGGGGGCGACAUAGGAAGCUUUGGGCGAGACACUUUCGAAGCGGGUUGACGUAUGGGACGCAGGAGACAACUGGAUCAAUCGAAUCGUUUCAUGGACGUUGGAAGGCUCGCCUCAUGGCAGAUGGCAAGGGAGAUAUCCGAUCUCGUCGCAUGGACUGGCUCAUUCAUCACUUACAGCACGAAAUCAUUCCUCGAUAUUGUGACAAGGUCUGUCAAGCCGAGACGAGCAUGGCGCCUGCGCGUGUUAGGAAGGCCAUGUUUCAUGUCGUAGACGAUGCGAAAACGAUCGAUGACAUAAAAGAUGUUGAGAAAGAAACAACGGACGAUGAGGGCACGCGGUUCUCUGUGUCGUAUAGAGUCAACUACUCGGGAGAAGUGCACAACGUGUCCGGUUUAGAGACUUUAGAAGACUGUGCGUUGGACAGGGAUCACACACAAGUAAAGUGCUCUUGUGCGCUCGGACGAAACGGCCAGGUUUGUGCUCCGAAAAUGAAAGCGAUGCUCAUGGAGAACGAGCUUUGGACGUUCAAGGCAUUCAACAUUCAAUGCAAACCUGAUGUUGAGAGAACUGAGUUUGAUGUAGACGUGCCAAUGAUACAAGAUGAUGUUGAAGCCUUCCAACCAACUCAUCGGAGAAGCCUUGGUGUAGCUUUCGACAACGUGAGUGUAAAGGCACGCUGGGUUCAAUCGCAUAUCGAGAUGAUACAACUCGCACUCGAUCCAGAAUUUACGUUCGAGCCUGAUGAAGCCGCCCACAUCACAGACACCCUCACCAAACUCCAACGUUUCAUGAACAACUUGAAGACACACAGAGAGAUGUCUCAAAGCAUGUCCAAGAAUAGCAAAAUGGAAGGCGAUGGUGUGAUCAGUAUGUCGAACCUGGUUGCGAUUCCUAUGAGAGGCGCGGCGGGUGAUACGGCGUUGAGCAGGAAGAGGGGCUGGCACGAGAAGAUGGUCGAUGAACACAAACGCUAG